This is a messenger RNA of Daphnia pulicaria, 2988 nucleotides long. RefSeq names its product integrator complex subunit 5-like (gene omd). The record is from RefSeq and is a predicted model, not a curated record. Gene Ontology annotation, biological process: snRNA 3'-end processing. The transcript has 3 exons. Lineage: Eukaryota; Metazoa; Arthropoda; Branchiopoda; Diplostraca; Daphniidae. Gene Ontology annotation, cellular component: integrator complex. The coding region runs from base 209 to 2932 and encodes 907 amino acids.
AUCUGAUAAAAAAAAAAAUAACAAUGUCACAUAUUAGAGCUACUGGCAUAACCAUAUAAUAAUCACUUCUCAAAUAAUUCGUCUGCUUGUUGAUUGGAAGCUUGUUGAGUCUUUAAACUUGUUUCUGAGUUUGUAUGAAUUUUUUAAAACAACCUAUCAUCGAUAAUGUUGAUCUGAAGAAACGAUAAACUUAAGACAUUCAUAAAAAAUGCAAUCACCAUCGGGAGUGUUGGUUGACUUACGAAACUUUUUGAAUGGGCUAUCGGGAUCUCCGUCUACCGCCAAGAACAAAACGGAAGUAGACAGUACUGAAGUGGUUAAGACAGCUACCAACUUGUUAAAAAACUUUCCUGCAGCUCGAGAAGCUGUUCUGUUCUAUUUCUGUCAAGUUAUUGAUGACUCAAUUAAGUUGCAUCUUACUCAAGCUCAAGCUCAAAACGAUAACCCAGCAGCCAAAAAGAGAUUGGCGGAAAAAGAAGAUGCAGUGGCAUUGAUACAUGAGGCUCUAUCAUCUCUCAUCAAGUGGAAUCCAAAAGGAUGGGCUCCCAUUAUAUCAACCUGGUCAUUAAGACUGCUUGGCCAAAUGUCAUCAUAUCAUGCACCACACCUACAGCUUGGCCGAGCAGACAGGGGUUUGAAUGAUACCUUGCAGGUUUGGUUGGCUUGUCCUGCCACCAGGAUGCUAAUUGAUCUGACGACUCAAUCUUUGGAAGAUCUUAAUCAAUCUGAGACUGGUGCAUGCAUCAAUGCACUAUUGGAGACAAGUGUGGAACACAGUCCUCAUUUUGAUUGGGUAGUGGCUCACAUUGGUGGAUGCUUUCCUCAUACUGUAGUUACAAGGAUCCUUGCCUGUGGCCUCCAAGACUUCAUACUUUAUGGCACAGAGUCAGGAAACAUUUCUCCAAAGCUCAAUUCAGUUGUUGGAAUAUUGGCUCAUCUUUCCUUCUCCCAUGCAACCAACAUCCAAAAAGCUGUUUUGGACCUCUUCCUGACAAGCUGUACUGAUAUGACUGAACAACACACAGCGGUCGUACCGUAUCUGCUUCAACUCUCCUCAUUAUCACAGGACCUUCUGGACAUCAUAGUGGAGCAAGGUGUCAAGGCCAUAAAUCCAGAAACUAUCCCUUCUUUCACGCAACAAGCAACUGUUUGGACUAGCAAAUAUUUUAGUGGACGGGAGGCUUUGAUCAAUCUAAUGGUCCAGCAAGUUGUUCGUUGCCGACAGGGCGGUUUGGCUAUAGUUAACGUCCUUCUUCAAUACGGAGCUCGCCAUCAAGCAAGUUUUCCACGAGAAGUUGCCUCCGAAUUUCUGGAAAUGCUAUUGAAUGAAGCAGCACAACUCGUCCAGGCUUCCGGUCGUGUCAUGCCGUCAGACGUUCCAUUUCUUCAGAGUCUGCAGCCCCACGUCAGUAAUCUGUGCCAAAUGUUGUUGACACACGACACCUGGCAACAAGGAAGCGUCUUGAGACUCUUGACAUUGAUGGCUCUCCUCCAAGGCCCUGCCGUUUCCAACCACGUUAUCACUUUACUUUUACAGAAGAAAGAUCCCCUGAAAAUUGUCUCGCUCAUCCGUUGCUAUCUGAAAUCUGUUCAAGGUUUACACAGUCAAGUAGUUAAUACUGCUAUUCACGAAGCGUUAACUUUUCAAGGGCGCAACUUGGAGAAUGCCCUUUUGAAUGUGCUUCAAUUGGUAAAGUUGGAACAGGUUGCAGAGGUAGGAGCCCAAGUAAAAUGUAAAUUCCAGUCGGCACUCAACGCCAAUUUGGAAUUCUUUCCCGGACUCUUCUUCCAAGAUGGUCAAAUUCCACAUUUAGCUGUUCGACUUUUAAACAGCAUCCGGCUUCCUGACGUGAUUCAUCCGCGACUCGUGGCUAAGCUAUCCUAUAGCAGCGUCCCGCACUUUUUCACAGUAUUGUCCAUGCGCGGAGAAGGCAACAAAAAGGAAGCGCAAAAGAUCCUAGCAACAUUAUCCAGUUAUCCGAAUGGCCAGGCCCUCAUCUUGCGGCUUCUAAUGCAGGGUGUCUUCAGUGAAGAAUGGAAAUCGUUGUUUGGUGCCGAGACUCAACCGCAGAAAAACCAGAAAGUAUCAUCUUCCUCCUCGCUUUUGAUGCAAAACAGGAAUUUUUGUUCCAGCGUGACUUUGCCUCAACGACAUUCGUCCGUCUUUCACGCUGGUAUAAUCGGAAACGGCAUCCGCAACCGCCAUCUGGCCAACGUCAAGGCAGAAAACUCCAAGGAUUGCAACGCCGAAGAAGUGCGAUCUCACACCAACCUCUUGCUCGACACUUUAAGUCAAUGUUGCUCUUUUAAUCCUGGAGGAAUGACCCAACUCUCUUUGCUGCUUGUGGAAAUCGUCUCGCCUGAUGUCAUGUUUAAUGGAUUAAUCUGGCCGGAGGAGGAGUACACUAAAGUGACGGUAGAGAGAGAUCUUCACGUUCGUCGCUUUGUGCAGGACAACGUCGUCGUUUGGGACCUUUUAAACUUACUAGCGCAAAACCGCCCGGCUUUAUGUUAUUGCUCUGUACUGCUGCGUGCUUUGUUGGCCACUUUGCUUUCCCAUUGGGCCAACUGCCAGGAAAAACAGGCAAAAGACAGUCGCGAUUCAUUGGAGAUGACUUGCAAGCUGAUUGAGCUGAUGGCAACCGGACAGCUCUUACCUCCUCCUCUUUCCUAUUUGUCAGAGAUUAUCUGCCACGUUUCACCGCACGAAGUCCAUGUCAUGCUGAAAGACGUCUGGGCUUUUAUGAGGGAUAAUGUACCGACACCCGCUCUUUUCGGAGCCAAUGAACGGCCCAGUCCAGGCUUAUGGCGUGACCUGUCAGACUUCAAAAUGGAUCCGCGCUAUACGGAGCGACUCCGCCUCAUCAUGCUUGCUAACAUAGCUUCGGUUGGCCAUCUUUACCCUCGUUUUCUCGCUCCCGAUCAAGACUAAGUAACAGUGUUUUAAGAGAGACUCCAAAUUGAAAUACAAGAAGGAUAUUUUUCAAA